Molecule: messenger RNA, 1110 nt
Organism: Impatiens glandulifera
Lineage: Eukaryota; Viridiplantae; Streptophyta; Magnoliopsida; Ericales; Balsaminaceae
Product: keratin, type I cytoskeletal 10-like
Exons: 4
Coding region: 1-1110 (369 amino acids)
Source: RefSeq, a predicted model, not a curated record
AUGGACCUGUCCGAUGAUCGUAAUGUUGAUGAAGAUGAGCAAGUUGUUGCUCUUCUUAUAGAAAUAGGAAGUUUUUCAGUUGAGGAAAAACGUCUAAUGGCUCAACCCCAGGCAUCUCUAGAGAAGGAGGCUGAGGUUAGUCAGCCUGAUGUAGCCAGAUCUGAGGGGGAACCCUCAAAAGAUAAAGAAUCAAAAAAGAGUUCAUCAUCUGAGGGGGAACAAGCCAAGAAUGAUGAAUCUUCAAAACGGCUUCCACUGUCUCAAUGUCUCAUUCCAGGAUCUCCAAAGUCUCAACCAUUUCCUAGUAUCACUACUGCAAAUAUUCAUGAUAAUAUUCUCAACCCUUAUCAUCAUUCAAGAGAUUUUUCUGAUAAGGUUCACAAGACCGCUCCAGCAAAUUCUCAUGAGAUUUCAUCUAAUGAGGGAUCAUCUGCUUCUGAUGGUACAAAGCUUAUGAAGUCCAUGAAAGCAUUGAUGGCAACUCUUCAAAAGAAUAUGGCUGUAAUGGAAUCCAAUAUGGUGAAGAUUAUGAAGACUCAGAAAUCAAACAAGAAGAAAUUUGCUGAUCUUCUUAAGACUCAUAAUGAGAUGGAGCAGACACUGAAAAAGAACACGUAUGAGGUUCAUAUCGUCAACAAGUCAUACACCAAAUUUGAAAAGAAUUUCUUUAAAUGGAAAAGUGAGUUUCUUGAUUGUGAAAGAGAAAACAACGUUGAAAUGCAUAAUGAAGUUAUGGAUGGGAUGAGCCUGCUUCGAGAUGAGUUGGUUCAGGCUGAAGAAGAUGCUAAGGUUGUUGCUGAGAAAGAGAAGAAUCUUAUCACUCAAGGUGAGGACAAUAGAGGAAGAAGAGGUGGUGGUGUUUCAAUAGGCACCAGGUCCAAGCGAAAGUCAACCAGUGAUAAUAGCGAUAGACCAAUCAAAAGAGGCGGAGGUCGCAGCGGCGAUCGUGGUGGUAGAAGUUCUAGAGGCGAUCGUGGUGGCCGAAGUGGUGGAACUGGUCGUGGUGGCCGUUCUUUUCCUCCUUUUCAUAACCUGCUGACUGGUGAAGAGAUGAGCGAUGAAGGAUUCAACUACCCAAUCGACCCACUCAUAAAAAGGGAAGAACAAUAA